Messenger RNA from Plasmodium fragile, 759 nucleotides. RefSeq lists its product as uncharacterized. The coding region runs from base 1 to 759 and encodes 252 amino acids. Lineage: Eukaryota; Apicomplexa; Aconoidasida; Haemosporida; Plasmodiidae. The record is from RefSeq and is a predicted model, not a curated record. The transcript is spliced from 2 exons.
AUGAACGUUUUUCUAUUUAUGGAUAGAAUUGACUGGGUCGGGGAGAAAUGGGCACAGAGUAGGAUAUUCAAACAUGAACAGGUGCUUGAGGAUUAUCUCAGGUGCAUGUUGGGGAAUGUGGCCAUAGUGGAACACUUUGGCAAGCACUGCAUGCACAUAGAAAUUGUGAAGGCUGUUUCUACGGCAAUGAGCAUGUGGAGAGAGUCGUUCCAAGACGUCGAUAAUAGUAAAAAAUGUGAACACAUUAAUUAUAAUGACCUGAAGGUUGGGAGCAAGUUGGUUGGUUUAACCAUGGCAAAGUGGAUGGAAGAAUUGAGAGAUGCAGGAAGAAUUUCACCUGGAACAGCUUCGGCCACAGGAGGAGUAUGUCGGGGAUCUAAAGGAAAAACAGGUGAACGCAGGGCAGACUCAGGGCAAGGAAGUGUGCCUGUUGCAGGAGUAUUGAACAGUCAGGAUCAGGAAGAACUGAAAACAUUCAUCAAUAAGGGGAAGGAUCUGACAGAACAGGACAGAAAGGACUUACUGAAGGAGGUGUUUGAGCAGGGUGGCGGACUGCAGGGAAUAGAAAACAUAUUAGACAAAGUGAAGGAGGGGGAGUGGCCAAGGGACAACAAAAGAACGAAGAACUCCCAAACCGGUAAUACAGGUAAUGCACGUGGCACCGCCAAAACCGCGGACGGGUCAAAACCAGCAGAUAAUGAGGCGGCAACACCACCAGGGGAAUCGAUAGGUAAUACCGAUGGGAGAAAGCACGAAUAG